Lineus longissimus is the source of this 1210-nucleotide messenger RNA. Its product is annotated as corrinoid adenosyltransferase MMAB-like. The record is from RefSeq and is a predicted model, not a curated record. The transcript is spliced from 8 exons. NCBI's taxonomy places the organism in Eukaryota, Metazoa, Nemertea, Pilidiophora, Heteronemertea, Lineidae. Bases 138 to 800 code for a protein of 220 amino acids. Gene Ontology annotation, molecular function: corrinoid adenosyltransferase activity.
CACCUUGAUGUGACAAUUUUGUUGAUUUAUUUACAAUGAUUGCUUUGUUUUAGAAUGUUCUCGAUCAUAAUUUUGAGAUCUGGGAGAUUUCUACAUCGUGCUUGUAACCAGAAAUACGUCUCUGCAUUCAGUCCACCAUGUCCACUGCUAAGAAUUUAGUCACUCAGAGGUCAAGGUCUGACUCUGAAAGCAGUGGAGAGGAGAGCACAACUUCAGCAUGCCGCUUAAAGAUUUAUACAAGAACCGGUGAUAAGGGGACGUCUGCCACCUUUACUGGAGAGAGAAGAAGCAAAGAUGAUGUGAUAUUUGACGCCCUCGGCUCGACUGAUGAGUUGACGUCUGCGAUAGGUUUGGCAAAGGAAUUUUGUGUUGAGGCCGGCCAUCCAUUGGUGGAUCGCUUGGAAACAGUUCAGUGUGUGCUACAAGAUGUCUCUUCCAAUGUUGCCACACCAAAGAGUUCCGCCAGGGCAGCUCAUAUUAGAAAGACAACUUUUAGUUCCGAAAAUGUGACAGAUUUGGAGAACUGGAUAGAUGAAUAUACGGAACAGCUUCCUCCCUUGAAAAACUUCAUCAUUCCCUCCGGGGGCAAAGCGAGUGCCACUCUGCACUUGGCAAGGACCAUAUGUAGGAGAGCAGAAAGAAAGGUGGUACCAUUGGUGAGGGAUGAGUCUAUGGACCCAGAACCUGCCAAGUAUCUCAACAGAUUGAGCGAUUUCUUAUUUACGGCUGCGCGCUUCGCUGCAAUGACUGAAGGAAAAGAGGAGAAGAUUUACAGACGGAUCCACCCCGAGGAUGCAUGAUAUCGAAAGUGGAGGAGUUCUGAUGAAAUUAUUACUUCAAGGGACAAUUCAAACUCUGGCAAAUUUUCAAUAGUGAUGUUGAUAUGACCAUUUUUAUAGAGAUUGCUUUGGCAUGCUGCACUGGAUCUUGUAAAUAAAAUGCUAUCAUGUUGAGGGUCAUAGUCUAGAAAUCAUUGACUGCAGGGUAAAGGGGAACUCGAUGGCUUCACAGCUGUGGUUUACCUGCUGUACCAAAUACAAUUAGUCUUGAACACUUAACACUAACAGAGAUGCCUUUUAGUACAGUGAAAAUUAUGAUGGAAUAACUAUGGAAGGACUGUUUUGCAUAGCUUUUUGCUUGGACAAGAGGCAUCUUAUAACUGUGAUGUUUUGAUAAUGCUAUGAUAUUGAAAUAAAGAUUAUAGGUUGAA